Saccharomyces eubayanus is the source of this 1251-nucleotide messenger RNA. It is a transcript of the gene FLO9, whose product is annotated as flocculin FLO9. NCBI's taxonomy places the organism in Eukaryota, Fungi, Ascomycota, Saccharomycetes, Saccharomycetales, Saccharomycetaceae. The transcript has a single exon. The record is from RefSeq and is a predicted model, not a curated record. Gene Ontology annotation, biological process: flocculation. The annotation marks the transcript as partial.
AUGCGAAGAAUAUCCAUAUUUUGUAGCACCUUAACAAUGUCUACGCCUUAUUACUGCAUAUUUUUGGCUGUUCUCACAUUCGUAGCCAAUAUUGUCUCUGCAAGUACAACGGCAUGUUUACCAGCAAACGAAAGGAAAAAUGGGAUGAAUAUCAACUUUUAUCAGUAUUCAUUGAAGGAUUCAUCUACAUAUUCUAACGCGGUUUAUAUGGCUUCUGGAUAUGCCAAUAAGGUUCAAAUAGGAUCCGUUAGUGGGCAAACUGACAUCUCCAUCGACUAUAACAUUCCUUGUGUUAGUUCAUCCGGAACUUUUGCUUGCCCUCAAGGAGAUGUUACUAUUACGAGAAGAGGCUGGUCGUGCCAACGUAAGGCUUGCUCUAAUAGCCAAGCUGUUGCCUACUGGAGUUCAGAUUUGUUUGGUUUCUAUACGACCCCAACAAAUGUAACUUUGGAAAUGACAGGCUACUUUUUGCCACCACAGACUGGUACCUACACAUUUAGCUUUGCAACGGUGGAUGAUUCAGCAGUUUUAUCAGUCGGAGGUGAUGUCGCAUUUGAAUGUUGUGCACAAGAACAACCUCCCAUCACUUCAACUAACUUUACAAUCAAUGGUAUCAAACCAUGGSRKGGRAGYYUGCCUCCUAACAUCGAAGGGUCAGUCUACAUGUAUGCURAUUACUACUAUCCUAUGAAAGUUGUUUACUCAAAUGCUGUUUCUUGGGGUACACUYCCAAUUAGUGURRMAUURCCAGAUGGCACUACUGUUAGUGAYGAYUUCGASGGGUAYGUCUAUWCYUUUGAWRAYRACYURKMYCAGSCYAACUGUACCGUUCCAGACCCCCCAAACUAUACCACUACAGGAAUAAUCACCACCACAACAGAACCGUGGACCGGCGCGUAUACAACGACAGACACUCAGACCUCUACUGUUACAGGUCUCAACGGUUUACCAACGGAUGAAACUAUCAUUGCAAUUAAGACACCAACAAGUGUCAGCUCAUCGAGUGUUUCAUCCUCUGCUGUUACCAGUUCUGCUACCACAUCGUCUGAUGUAACUAGUUCUUCAAUUGUCACAUCCUCUGAAGUAACCAGUUCUGCUUCCACAUCGUCUGAUGUAACUAGUUCUUCAAUUGUCACAUCCUCUGAAGUAACCAGUUCUGCUUCCACAUCCUCUGACGUGACAAGCUCUUCUUCCGCAUCGUCUGAUGUUACCAGUUCAACCUCUUCCACAUCGUCUGAUGUAACUAGUUCU